AUUUUUCUUCAAGGUCCACAUUUAGGUGUAAACACAGCCGGUAUAAAGUCCCAGACCGGCAACAAUGACGCACAGUUGACGUUCAGUAACUCGUGCGAAAAUGAAUGCACCGAUCGUCAUUUUGUUAUGUAGUUUUGUAGGUACCGUUGUAAGUUACAAUGUACAACGGGAGCUGCCCUACAAUAUAGGCCCGAACGACCCCUAUGCCGUUGAAAUAAGCCCGAGCAUCGGCUUUGAACCAUCACAGCAGUUGUUUUGGGGGAACGGUGGGAGCAAUCAAGUGGGCGGUAAUGGCGGACUGUGGUCUAAAAUUACCAACAAAUUCCCUUUUCUGGAAAAUAUAUUCGGCAGGAUGGAGCUAGCACCUGAAUAUGGAGUACCGGGCAUUCAACAACAAUACGGAGUCCCUACUGUUUCGCAACAGUACAAUCCACAACAAUUUCUACCUCAACAACAAUAUCAACCCCAACAACAAUUUCAACGCCAACAACAAUUUCAACCUCGAUUACAAUAUCAACAGCAACAAAUUCAACCGCAGUUCUAUCAGAGGCAGUAUCAGCAGCAGCUGCCAUUUGCUCGUGAUGUGGGCUUCACGGAUGAUGCUAUUAUUGUGACGCCACCGCAUGUACCUAUCCUCCCACAGCCUAUUCCACAACCCAUUCCCGUGCCCGUGCCUGCACCUGCACCUGCGCCUGCACCCGCACCUGCACCUGCACCCACACCUGCACCUCAGCCGUCACCUGGAUACAGUUACAACAAACCUCAAUAUAGAUUGGAAUUACCACGCAAGUAAACUUUACCUACCAUUUAAACUAAUUUUAAUUAGACAAACUAAUAAUAAUUACACGUUAUUAAAUUUUUAAUGUUGUUUUGCUGUUUACAAAAUAAAAUCGGUCUUUUUUAUAAAUUACAAUAUUUAUCUUAUUUAAUUAUGUUAAUCCAUUGUUGAUUUAAUCAUCGAAAUACUUAAUACGGGUACUGAUAAAUAAGGAGGCUCUCUCAGCAGUAUUAUUAUUGCACUGUAAUAUUAAUUUUAAAUAAAAUAAGUUGGAAAUAA
This is a messenger RNA of Bicyclus anynana (squinting bush brown), 1057 nucleotides long. RefSeq names its product tyrosine-protein phosphatase non-receptor type 23. The coding region runs from base 101 to 793 and encodes 230 amino acids. Lineage: Eukaryota; Metazoa; Arthropoda; Insecta; Lepidoptera; Nymphalidae. The record is from RefSeq and is a predicted model, not a curated record. The transcript has 2 exons.